Molecule: messenger RNA, 831 nt
Organism: Andrographis paniculata
Lineage: Eukaryota; Viridiplantae; Streptophyta; Magnoliopsida; Lamiales; Acanthaceae
Product: cytochrome P450 76C2-like
Exons: 1
Coding region: 140-763 (207 amino acids)
Molecular function (GO): monooxygenase activity; iron ion binding; oxidoreductase activity, acting on paired donors, with incorporation or reduction of molecular oxygen
Source: RefSeq, a predicted model, not a curated record
UUCAAUAUUAUGCAUCCUUCCUCCUAGUUACUUUUUCUAGUUUUAGUUUUAGCAUGGGUUCUUAAUUAGAUAAUAUAAUUUUGAUAGGUUUCUUUUUUUUUUUUUUUUUUUUUUUUUUUAUCUUUACUUUUUGUUUAUAAUGACUUGUAAAUUGCAUAUUAACAGGUUAAAGGAAACCGACACAUCUACAACUAUGAUAGAGUGGGCUAUGGCGGAGCUCAUGAACAACCCUACGGUGAUGGAGAAUGCACAAAAGGAAUUAUCCAAGGUUGUAGGAUUAGACAACAUUGUCGAAGAACACCACUUGCCCGAACUAAAGUACUUAGAUGCUGUUCUUAAAGAAACAUUACGCCCACAUCCGGCAGCACCCUUUUUGGUCCCAAGAUCUCCAUCCCAAUCUUCCAUAGUCGGGGGAUACACCAUUCCGAAGAACACCAUGGUUUUCAUAAAUGUUGCCUACAUCCAAAAGGAUCCUCGUUUUUGGGAUAGUCCACAAGAGUUCAAGCCUGAGAGAUUUCUAGGCAGCGAAUGUGAUUUUAGUGGUAAUAAUUUUCAUUAUCUUCCAUUUGGAUUGGGGAGACGGGUGUGCGCUGGCCUACCCUUGGCGGAGAAAAUGCUAAUGUAUUUUCUAGCUUCACUUGUGCAUUCUUUUGACUGGAAAUUACCGAAUGAUCAGAAACUUGAUAUGUCGGAGGCAUUUGGGAUAGUUUUGAGGAAAAGAUUUCCCUCGUGGAUAUCCCUAAUCAUAGAUUGUUCGAUUUAAAGUUAUAUAUGUAAUUGUAUGUCUUUCAAAUGAAUUUCUUUUUCUUUUCUUUCUUUUUUCCAGUUUCA